Molecule: messenger RNA, 4503 nt
Organism: Dunckerocampus dactyliophorus (ringed pipefish)
Lineage: Eukaryota; Metazoa; Chordata; Actinopteri; Syngnathiformes; Syngnathidae
Gene: lin7c
Product: lin-7 homolog C (C. elegans)
Exons: 5
Coding region: 171-776 (201 amino acids)
Biological process (GO): neurotransmitter secretion; protein localization to basolateral plasma membrane; maintenance of epithelial cell apical/basal polarity
Cellular component (GO): synapse; cell-cell junction; basolateral plasma membrane
Molecular function (GO): L27 domain binding
Source: RefSeq, a predicted model, not a curated record
CUCCCUGAACGCACCAUACCACUGGCCACUAGCCUAGCCUGCUAAUUUGGCUAAUCUGAUUUAUCGUCUCGUCUGAGAGCACGUAACGUCGGCAAGGAUUAACAAUUUUAUUCCCCCCAUAUUUAUAGUUUGGCGCCACAUUUGCCCGACACCAGCGUUUCGUUGAGAGAAUGGCGUCGCUUGGGGAGCCCGUACGUUUGGAGAGAGAUAUUAACAGGGCCAUCGAACUGCUGGACAAGCUCCAGAGGACGGGGGAAGUUCCUCCUCAGAAGCUGCAGGCCCUGCAGAGGGUCUUACAGAGUGAAUUCUGUAAUGCUGUCAGAGAAGUGUAUGAGCACGUGUAUGAGACCGUGGACAUCAACAGCAGUCCUGAAGUCAGAGCCAACGCUACAGCAAAGGCCACCGUAGCAGCAUUUGCAGCCAGUGAAGGACAUUCGCACCCACGUGUUGUGGAACUGCCCAAAACAGAAGAAGGCCUGGGGUUCAACAUCAUGGGCGGGAAGGAGCAAAACUCUCCCAUUUACAUCUCGCGGAUCAUCCCGGCUGGCAUUGCUGACCGACAUGGCGGUCUGAAGAGAGGCGAUCAGCUUCUCUCCGUCAACGGCGUUAGCGUGGAGGGUGAGCACCACGAGAAAGCUGUGGAACUCCUCAAAGCAGCUCAGGGCACAGUGAAGCUGGUCGUGAGGUACACCCCCAAAGUCCUCGAGGAAAUGGAGUCACGUUUUGAGAAAAUGAGGUCGGCGAAACGUCGGCAGCAGAACAACUAUCCCCAGUAGGGUUGUUUCAUGUCGACGCCAGCUCUCUUAUGACUCUCCUCCUCCAGCCUUCAGGCCAUCUGUUCUGGUCUCUUUUCUAUAUUCUAACUAAAAAAAAAACAUUUUAACCUACGCACACAUAGUUUUAGUACAUCCACACAUGCUGUAUGUUGUACUUUUAUCAUGUUCCGCAGCGUUUUUUUUAAUAUUCACCCAUGGUUACUGUCGUGGACGCCACCGCCAAAGUCGAAGCACAUAAUGCCACCAAUCCGCCGUUGGUCACGUGAAACCCUUUCUUCCACCUUCUGAGCUGUCGGGUUUUACAACUGUGACGUGUUUACCUGCUUGUUAGUGGUGCAAAAGCAGUGGAAUCAGUUGCUGGCCUGGUAAUUGAAGGGUUCCACUUAAAAAAAAAAAAAAAAGGCAGUUUGAAAGCAGUUUUCUACAUACAAAGAUCUUUUAACAAGGAAAGGUGCUUGCAAGCUCCUACCAGGCUUGGUCCUUUUUCUCCACCGGCUGGUUGGUACUACUCUAUCCUCAGCGGAUGUCUUUUGAAAUAGUACAAAAAAACAUUUAAAACGGUAAAUGAAGCGAAAGUGGUGCAGCUGCAUGGAGGUUUUGCUCUGCCGCACGACAGCAGGGGUGAAUUUGCAUACACAUGCAUACAGUGGAUCCCUGCUAAUUUGUGCAACAUUUUUUGUAUUUCUGAGGGGAAACCCGCCAUUUUGUUCUUCUAAUCUCCAUAAUUAGCCCUCAUUUGCCCUACAUUGGUAAAGCUUGAGCACCACAGAAAAUAGUCCGAUGUAAACAACUUACUUGAGGAAGUAUUCUUUAUAUGUUAUAGAUAUUUACACCCUCACUUGCGCAUCACAAACCAACAGGAAGUUGUCAACCUACACGCCUACCUCACUCACGGUGCGACAAAAAUAGAGGGGGAAAAAAAUCAAGUAGCACAUGAAGAACACACAAUGAAACUGUACCCCGUGGACAGUGUGGGUUUUGAAAGAGGCUUGCACACGAAUAUACAUGCAAAACAAUACUGGUUUAUACUCGCCGUGCAACAAAAAUGUUAAAAACCAAGUAACACAUGUAGAACACUCAAUGUAACUGUACCACACGGACAGUGCGGGUUUUGAAAGGGGCUUGCGCACUAAUAUACACGUAAAACAGUACUUUUUGUACUUCUACUUUAUAACCCGCAGGCCAUCACAAUGAGAUAAACAGACCCAUUUACUUCUUCACGCAACCUGCAGUAUAGUUUUAUAGGCAAUGUAGUGGCAGCUAGGCAUAAUGUAGCCUUCAAACCCAACAUGGGAGCCAGAGGUUUUGAGGGGUUUUUUUUUGUUGUUGUUUUUUCCCACCGGUGGUCCUGUGGAAAUCGUCGUCCUGUGUUUUUGUGAGGUUGUUCAUCUUCAACUUUUCCAGUGUUGUGCCACCACCUUGGAAAACUUGUGCAUGACAAGUUUUGCACACAGCUGCAAUGUCUUUUUCACAUUUUUAAAGAAACUUUAGAUAUCGGACUAAUAUCUGAUAUCAAUAUUGGAUGGGGACACCCCUAUAAAAUAGUAUUGUUUGGCAUGUACUGUAUAUUAGUGUGUGGGCGUUUAUUUUGAUACCAUCAUAGUAAAUGGUCUUUUACUUGUAUAGCGUGUAGUAUCGUCAGUGCAAUGCGGUUACACUGUGUGUUCAACAUGUGUCAUGUGGGGGAGGCGUUUGGUUUGAUGACUUCCUGUUAGCUUGAGUGUCAAAGUAAACAUUUUUAUGGGCAUGUUAAUUACUUACCCCACAAAUAGCAGGGAUCUACUGUACAAGUUGAAGCAAUAUGCCCUUCACCAAGCACAAAACAUCCAUUAUGGGCACACACUCUUACUAUGUGAAGACUGCAGUUUAUGCUUCACAUCCGCAUGACGGUAGCAUUAUUUGUUUACACUUUACUUAUAACACUUGGCGAGCGAACUAUGUGUGAAACGGAGCAUUUCCAGGUAACGCCAUUCUCACAAAGCAAGUCAAACUUUGCAAGUACAAGAGUAUGUAUCAAAGCAAUAGCUUUAUGCUCGGGAUCACAAAACACUUCAUUUAUGGUUUGUGCUAAACAUUUCUCCAUUGCAAUUAUCUAGGCCAGGGGUGUACAAAGAGGCGGGUCGGGGGCCGUUUGCAACCCACGGCACAUUCAAAAAAUGUAAUUUAAGAAGAAAACUCCCCCCAAAAAGGAAAAAUCAGUAGUAAUUUUACAAGAAUCAAGUCAAAAUAUUAAGAGAAAAAAGGUGUAAUUUUACGAGAAUAAUGUUAAAAUAUUAGGAAAAAUAAUGUGAUCUUAGUAGCAUAGAGUUGAAUUCUUCAAGAAUUAUUAUUUUUUUAACUGGUGAUAUGACAAAAGUUGUACCUUUUGGCAAAUUAGGUUGUGGGGGAAAAAAUUAUAAUAUGGGAGUGAUAAUAUUACAAAAAAAACAUUUCUUAAGAUUAUUUAAGAAAAAAAUAGAAAUAUUUCGGGGGGAAAAACAGCAAAAAUGAGGGGGAAAAGUGCCAAGGCCAAAGUUCAUACUAAUAAAGCGCUUUUUCACCUAUAUCACAAAGCUGGGAUGCGUUUUAUUUCUUGUAAUAUCUACAACUUCUUAGCAUAUCUUUACAACAAUAUCAAAAGUGGUCCUUGCAUCCCUUCAUUUUUCCACUAUGUGGCCCUUGGUGGAAAAUGGUUGGACACCCCUGAUCUAGGAAAUGCUCUGUAAUAUACGAAUGUGUACUAAUACAUGCUGUGCUCAAACACUGUCUUUACUGUACAUGCUUAGGAACACCCCCCACCCCCCGUGACAUGGAAUGUUAAUAACAAAGUCAUGAGUUUUUCAUAUUAAUUAUUGAAGACAAAAAGGCGACGUGAAGAGAAAUUUGGGUUACGGCACGUGUUACUUUUUUUUUCGGAGGUAACGCAGAGCAUAAUGUCACAAGAUGGACAAGUGUGUACUCAGCGUAACACAAAAUCUUAAUAAUACAAAGAAACUAUGCAAAAUGUUUAAAAACAACUGUGGGAUGUGACUUCAAUUGCUGCAAAAUAGAUUGUUAAUGAAGAAUGUCAAUCUAGAAUGUGUCAAGGGGUGUGUGAAGUUGAUGACACACACAUUCAACGAGCAACAAUUAAAUCCAAGUAACUUUCAAGAAUGCCUGAGGCUUCACUUCUAACGUUCAUGAAUUAGCUGCUUUCUCCUUGCCGAUAGAUGGCCUGUGCUUGGCAACACAGCGUGUCGGCUUAUUUGUUACUGAGGCAUCGGAUGUGUACAUAACUUUUGGAAUAUCCUAAUAUAUUUUUAGUUGAGCAACAUGUUAGAUUCCCCGCUCAUGCGCAUUGUAACACACGCUGAAUGUCACUGUGCGUCAUCCGACGAGGUUGCAAAAGUCUUCAUGUUGGGAUGGUCCAUAGAGUAUUUUUUAUAAUAGUUUUCUUUUGGAAUUUUUCUCAAUUUUUGUAAGUGUUUUUUGCUAAGAAAAAAAAGUUCUUGUGGUUUGGGUGUUGGGGCUCGGCAGACAAACUGGCCGACAUCUACGCUCCCUUCUGAGAUCUCCUCCGAGACCAAACCUGCAGCAUCUUUGAAGCUUUUGAUAAUGUUUUAAAAAACGAUUUUAGUCCCUGCUUGUUAUGUUUCUUUACCUGUAGAUUGUGCUGUGGUUGUUUUGUGCUAUUUUUUUUCUUAUUUACUGUGUUGUGUUCAUGUGGAAUGUACAAUGUAGUAAGUAAUAAAAGUGGAAGAUAAAUCAA